This is a messenger RNA of Pseudo-nitzschia multistriata, 2985 nucleotides long. Lineage: Eukaryota; Bacillariophyta; Bacillariophyceae; Bacillariales; Bacillariaceae. The record is from the annotation of a GenBank genome assembly.
AUACAUUUCGCAAUUGUAUCCGUUCGAGAGAAAAGAAGGAAAAUAUAUUACUCAUCAGAUUAUUUCCCAACGAAAGACCGUUCCUCGACCCUACAUCACAAUAAUACCUAGCUUUCACAAACCGGUAACUCAUUCAGUGAUGAAAGCGACCGCAGCUGCAGCAGGCGACGACGACCAUGUUCUUCCAGCCAUAGCAGUUAGCAGCGUCAAAGAAGCRGACAGUGCCCUGACCGAGGAGCUUCUUAAGCUUUCCUACAAGGAUCGAAAAGCUAUCGACGAAGAGAUUCACGGCGUCUACAACGUGGCUCCCGAAGAGACAGCUGAAUUGGUGCAAACGAGUCUUAUUGAUCUUGCCGCAGAACUAAGCAAGAUCCAAACCAAAGAUGCCUUCGUCAAGAGCCAGACACUGUUCCCAAACGACAAUUAUGUUAAUACCCCUGACUUUCGCCUGCGAUUUCUUCGAUGCGAUCUCUUCGAUGCGAGAAAAGCAGCGUUCCGGAUAGUCGCCUAUCUCGAUUUCUUGGAUGAAUUGUUCGACGACGAAGUCUUGCGGAGACCUAUCCGUCUCAGCGAUUUAUCCAGGGAAGAAAUCAAGAUUUUGCGGUUGGGCUUUUACCAAUUGCUGCCCUAUAGAGAUCGAAGCGGUAGACCAAUUUUUGUAAACGUGGGGGCAAUGGGUUUUGCAUACGAUUUCAAAAUGAGGGUAGGUAGCUUGGUGAUUCUUAUACACUUUCUUCAUCGGUCUUUUUUUAUUUCCCAUGAGCGGUUCGGAAAGUCGAUGGCAUAUAGAUGUAACGUUGUUAUGUGCACUGUCGACACUUUCUGCUGCAUUACUGGUCACCAUCACCAGAUCUUAUCGUUUUAUCGCGGGUCCAAAUUCAACUCAUACAACUUGCGUAUUUUAUCCCUGUUAUGUUGUGGUUUACAUUGCGAUGCAGGCGAGAAUUGCGACCUACAUUUUGUUUGUAGCCGGCAACGACGUCGAAAGUCAAAGGAAAGGCGUGGUUAUGGUAGCAUGGCCAAUGGGAGAUUUUUCCAAGACUAAUAUGCCUUUCACAAAGGAAAACAGACGGCUAUUGAAAGCUAUGGUUUCUUCGAGUGCAUUACGAAUCGCUGCCCUUCAUGCAUGUUUUCCUAACACACUUUACUUUCGAUUGAUUCGAUCUUUCAUGGUUUUAGUCCUUGGCUAUCCAAGAGUUCGGUAUAAAUUUCACGAUGGUACGUCGCUAAUGCUGUUUGUCCAAAGAAAUCUCUCUAGCUCCAGUUUCGGAACUCAUUCUUCUUUAUUCUACGUGGACCGGGUUUAAUAUCACCGGUGAACCAUAGGUACAGACAUGGAACGACGGUAUAGCGUACAUGGAUACGGCAUUCCGACCGAAAUGAUUCCCAUCACCGAUUCUGGAAAUAUCAAGAAGACGCAUUUGUAUCAAUGGAUAAAGGUCCGGAAAUUCCUUGAAUCAGAAGACACUACGAAUUCAGACGGCGAAGACUCGAUCAUACUGCUACCGAACAGCAACGACGUGCUCUUUCGUUCUGGAACCACGACGAGUGCCCACCCAGGGAAUGCCUUUUUCCGUGGUUUGAUUGAAAUGAAGCACGACGAGUUCAAAUCGGGGUCGUUGUCCACGCAAGCAGUUUUGGCGGAAGACAUUGUGAAGGAAAUAGAGCAACUCAAUGGAUCCUUCCUUCAAUGGGACAGCCGAGGGUACUGGACCAAAAUGAAGUCUCGUCGCAAAAUUUUGUUCAAGGUAGAAGUAGCGAUUCGGGAUUUCAAAGGCAGGGCAACAACAAGCAGCAAUAGACAAUCCGUUCAAUCUAGCACGUACAGUUUUCAACGCCAGGAUGGAAGCGUCGCAAAGCGGAGAAAGAAAAGCCAGACCACCACUGACUCGGACGGUAGUAUGGAAACAGAAUUGAUAGGAUGUGGCUUCGUUUGCUGAACAGUCUAUAACACAGUCAACUUCUGAAGUUUUGUUUCGUGACAGCAGUCGAUCGUAACACCUCUGUUCUGAUCUAUAGGCAGAAUUACUUGGCGAAAGGAGCCAAAAAAUCAAAUGGUGGAAAGCGGUGUAUAGUCAUUAGGUACAUAGUCCAGAAGUUUUGCCAUAACAUCCAUAUUUUGGUGAUUUGGACUGCUGCGCAUUAUGAUAAUGCCAGCAUUCCAAGUACUCCUGCUGCCGUUUCAAAUACUUCUUUUCACUAUCUUCUUCCUAUCCUUUCUGCUGAACCAUCAUUGAUUUAUUCAAGCCAAGCCAAUUCAUGCAUGUUCAGCAACAUCGCAGUAGAAGAUGAAAGCAAUGGGCUUAAAACCAACGCUGCUGAGUGUACUACUGCUUGGAUUGUCAAGACAUGCAUUUGAAACAAUCUGGAACAUCUUUCUACUAUUCAAGUUUUUUCUGCCAAAUGUGAUUUUCAUUUACUAUCUGGUUUAAACACUUUCAAGUUCUCUUUCAGUCUUGUUUUGAGUACUUUUCUGCCAGCCUUCAUAUCAAACCUGCUUUGGAAAAUAAACAAACCAUCAAUAUUGGGGAAUGAAGAGAAUUAAGCCACAUUUUGAAGAAAAGCAUUCAAAUGAGAAAAAGUUCCAGAUUUCAGUAAAAUUUUGUCUUUAAACUAAUCUAAGGGUGGCUGCAUAUGUAGUAGUAUUGGAAGCACGACCCUCUGUCCAUUGAAUAUGACUCUUGGUAUAUUCAGUGAUCUCACCUGCUCCAYCAGACCCAAUGUUUGGGAGACUCUUUAUUUUCAUCCUCAAGGAAGUAGUAGUAGCAAUCAGUUGGUUGACAAUGUAAACAAUUUCCGAGCAAUUUGCGAAUCAUCGAAUGAUAUUUGGUCGCACAAUUGUCCAUGGGAUGGUGAACUUUGGAAUGUGAGAUUGAAGUUUGCUGUCGCUAUGUGGGCAUUUCACUUCUGCUACUACUAAUACCAAAAUGAUCUGUCGACACCGUAUCUGUCCUCGUGCGCUUGGAAUAAUCAUUCGAGUCAAAA